Molecule: messenger RNA, 3389 nt
Organism: Nerophis lumbriciformis (worm pipefish)
Lineage: Eukaryota; Metazoa; Chordata; Actinopteri; Syngnathiformes; Syngnathidae
Gene: syt6a
Product: synaptotagmin VIa
Biological process (GO): calcium-ion regulated exocytosis
Cellular component (GO): plasma membrane; exocytic vesicle
Molecular function (GO): clathrin binding; calcium ion binding; SNARE binding
Source: RefSeq, a predicted model, not a curated record
UGCUAAAGUGCGACAACAAUGCAGUACAGAGGAUGCUAAAGAGCUACAACAAUGCAGUGCAGAGGAUGCUAAAGUGCUACAACAACGCAGUACAGAGGAUGCUAAAGUGCGACAACAACGCAGUACAGAGGAUUCCCAAGUUCUACAACAAUGCAGUGCAGAGGAUGCUAAAGUGCUACAACAGCACAGUGCAGAGGAUGCUAAAGUGCUACAACAACGCAGCGCGGAGGUCAUUAUGUAUGAAGAAUUAUGUAAACAUGUUGUGGGGCGUCGUUGCUUCUUCCUUCUCCUUUUCGGACAACUCUUUUUCUUUCUUUCUUUCUUUCUUUAUUAUUCCCCUUUUCCCCAAACGACUUUAGUUUGUUUGAAACCAUCUUGACAGAGAGGAUUUUCCCAUGACAAAGAGGUGCUUUUUCAUCCAUUUGGAGUAAAGAAACAAGUCUUUGCAUGAAAGGCGCCUGCGCUGACAUUCAUGACUUCAUUGAUAUUCAUGCAGCUCGAACCUGCGACUGCUUUGGUGCAUUGUCCUCUUUUUUUUGUGUGCGUUUUUUUCUUCUUCUCCCCCCCAGCCAGUCUCAAAGCUCUAACCCCAUCACCCUCAUCUCGCACCCCUGUUGGACAUUAUGCGCCGCAGCAUCCCUGCCGCCAUAGCAACCAAAAGGAGCAUCCUGGGUGGUGGCACGGGAGUAAGAGAGAGAGAGAGAGAGAGAGAGAGAGAGAGAGAGAGAGAGGGGUGGGGGGAGAAGCCGAGGGAGGAGAAGUGAGCGAGGUUAACCAGAGAGGAAAAGUGACUUUAACGGACGCUACUUUUGGCCUCCUGCUCGGCGUGUUUGUGCUCUGCGGCCUGGUUCUGCUGGGCCUCCUGGCCUUUGGCUCCUGGAAGCUGUGCGGGCCUCCCGGCCGGAGCAAAGCCGACUUCCCCGGUCCGACCCGGAGCCCGGAGCACCACCCGCUGCAGCCGGCCUCGCCGCCGCCGCCGCUGCCGGGCCCCCACCACCCCCACCACUACCAGCAGCAUCGACAGCAGUGGCAGCCGGCGGUUACCAUGGCGACAGAGAAAGUGAAAGACCCCGUGGGCCCUAUGGGUUUCCUAGAGGCGGCCGUGAAGAUAAGUCAUACAUCUCCUGACAUCCCCACCGAUGUUCAGCUCUCCAUGAGGGAGCACUUCCUGCGCCGCACGCAGCGCAUGCAGAGGCAGACCACGGAGCCCGCCUCCUCCACCCGGCACAACUCCUUCAAGAGACACCUUCCCCGGCAGAUGCAGGUGGGCAGCCUGGACCUGGGCAACGACUUCAUGUUGGACAAGGAGGAGAAGUCCACCAGCAUCGGCCGCAUCCAGCCGGAGCUCUACCAGCAGAAAACCUUGGAGUCGGAGGACUCGUCCAAGAACGGCAGCAGCAAAAACUGCGGCAGGAUUAACAUCUCCCUCAAGUACGACUACGACAGCGAGGGCCUGGUGGUCAACAUCAUCCAGGCGGAGGACCUGCCCGCCAAAGACUUGUGCGGCACGUCCGACCCUUACGUCAAGAUCUACUUGCUGCCCGACCGCAAGAAGUUCCAGACGCGCGUCCACCGGAAGACCCUCAACCCCACCUUCGACGAGAGCUUCCACUUCCCCGUGCCUUACGACGAGCUGGCCGCCAGGAAGCUCCACAUGAGCGUCUUCGACUUUGACAGGUUUUCCCGGCACGACAUGAUCGGGGAGGUGGUGCUGGAAAACCUGUUUGAGAUGUCCGACCUGUCCCGCGACACCAACAUUUGGAGGGACAUCGACUACGCCACCAGCGAGAGCGUGGACCUCGGUGAGAUCAUGUUCUCACUCUGCUACCUCCCCACUGCUGGCAGACUCACACUGACGGUCAUCAAGUGCAGGAACCUGAAGGCCAUGGACAUCACUGGGUACUCAGAUCCUUACGUGAAAGUGUCGCUUAUAUGCGACGGCCGGCGUCUGAAGAAGAAGAAAACGAGCAUCAAGAAGAACACUUUGAAUCCCACCUACAACGAGGCCAUCAUCUUCGACAUCCCGCCUGACAGCAUGGACCACGUCAGCCUGCACAUCUCCGUCAUGGACUACGACUUGGUCGGUCACAACGAGGUCAUCGGCGUGAUGCGGGUGGGCUGCAAGGCCGAGGGUCUGGGCAGGGACCACUGGAACGAAAUGUUGGCUUACCCUCGCAAACCCAUCGCACACUGGCACCCCCUGCUGGAGUCCAAGAAAUCGGAGAAGGAGUGGAAAGCGAGGACGGCGAGCUUUGACAGCCAGGGCUCCUGCCCCUCCCCUCGCCCCCCAGCGACACCCUGAGAGGCGCCACCUGAGACCCCCCCCCGCCACCCAGUGUGGGGGUAAGCGGCGGUAGUGCCGCUGUGUUUCCUGCCUCCUGCUGCUCCACUUCCUGUCUGUCUGACUGUGUACUCACCCCCCCAACCAGGCUCCUUCCUCCCACUCCCACCUUCAGCAGGUCAGGUCUGACGUUUGGGCGUUUGAGGGCAUCGCGGUGGGCGGUCCCUCCUGGCUUUCCAGAAGGUUAAACCGAGCGCAUAGUCCUUGUCGACGGGAAGGUCCGGGGUCACCGCGGGAGAUUUCUUCGUCUGAAACAGGAAGUCAGAGGAGACAAAAAAUAAAAUAAGUGUUGCGUAUAACAAAAACAAAAGUAAAAAAAAACAAAUUUUUUGUGUUUCAUGAUGAGUUUGCAGUUAAAUCAACAUUAUUAUGUAAUAUUUCAUUUUCCCGCACUAAGCGACUUUGCAGCCAAAAUGGAAGAUGUGUAAUUGUUUUGUUUAAAUUGAUUUAAACAAUCUUAAUAUUAAUAAAAACUUAAUUCAAUUAAAAAAAAUAGGCUAUGACCCAUAACACUGAAUCAGUGCCAUUUACUUUAUCUCCUUUUUUGAAACCCUAAAUCUGACAAUACACAUAUUUAAAUUCAAUGAUCCUGAGCCAAAGAUAACAGGUAGUGAGUUUUUAAAUAAAAUAAAAUAAACAGAAAUGACAAAUAUGUACAACAGGAAAACGUAACAAUGAAAUAAUGUGCUGCAUUGUCAUAGUUCAGGGGUCGGCAACCUUUACCAGUCAAAGAGCCAUUUUGACCAGUUUCACAAAUUAUAGUAAACAAUGGGAGCCGCAAAUUUUUUUUGAAAUUUUAAAUGAAAUUACACUCUAUACCAAAGUUUUCUUUUUGCUUUGUGCCAUGUAUAAACCAGGGGUCUCAGACACGCUGCCCACACCUUUAUUUGGAAUUUGAAAGCUGGUGUGGCAUGCGAGUUUUAAAUGAAUGGCGCUUGUCAGCAUAUAGCACCCACUACAACCAGCAUGCCUGAUCAGCCACACGUUGUACGGUGUUUCCGCUUGCUCACGUAGGGUGACAGCAAGGCAUACUUGGUCAACAACCACA